AUGAUAAAAGAUGUCUUCCCAGAGAAUAUUGCCAACUUAAUAUUACAGAUGAGAUUAAUUCAACAUGGUGAAGAUACAUUAAUAUGGGAGCCAAAUAGAUCACGAGACUUUUCUGUCAAAUAUGCUUACAAGACAAUUAACAAUGAAUUCUCUAAUCGGGUUAGGCAGCAAAGUUCCAUUUCCAAAGAAACUUGGAGAAAUCUUUGGAGGACAAAAGUUCCGCAUAAGAUUAAAUUGAUCAUUUGGAAAUGUCUGAGGAAUAUUGUCCCAACUCUCACUAAAAUUAGUCAUUACAAGAGAGGAAUUGACACGAAAUGUCCAUUCUGUAACAGUCAGGAUGAAGACAUCCAACAUCUUCUUAUUGACUAUGAGUUUGCAAGGGCAUUAUGGCUCAGAAUGAAUGUUAAUGUGGCUCAUAUUCAGCAACAAAAUAUUCAUGUAGCGACCUGGAUCUUAAGUUGGUUUCAAACUGCAAGUCAAUCUAAACACACUCUGGUCUGGUUAUAUACUCUAAUGUGUACUGCUUGGUACAUUUGGAAAAGCAGAUGCUCUAAGUUGUUCCAAGACAAAAGAGUUAGUUGUUGGUUUUCCUGUCAUGAAAUCAGAAGCCUAAUACAGAACUGCAUGGAUAGCAAUCAACAAAAUCAUCAUAUUUCAACUCAAUUUCAUAUUAAAACUUGGGUUCCACCCAGAGAUAACUGCCUCAAGCUUAAUAUAAAUGCUUCAUUUGAUUAUAAUACAAAAGAAAUUGGCGUUGGACUAAUUCUCAGAGGUUCUGCAGGUUCAGCCAAAGGAAUCAGGGGGAGGUACUUCAAUGGAGGAAUGAAUGUUGAACAAGCUGAAUGCAUGGCCAUGAAGGAGGCUAUUUUGUGGGCCCACCAUCUUAAUCUUAACAACGUCACUUUGGAAUCAGACUGUAGAAAUCUAGUUAAUGCCAUCAGCAGUGUCAGCUCUACUGUCCAGUGGUUGAAUAAGAGCUAUGUAGAAGAAAUAAGACAUCUCCUAUGUUCUGUUUUAUCUUUUGGUGUGGUUUAUGUAAAUAGGUCAGCAAACAAUGUAGCUCAUGUUAUAGCUAAAGAAGCAAGAGGUAAAAAAACUUCUUUUGAUUUCGGUGAAACCAUCCCAACUAAUUUCGAAAAACUUGUAAGGGAUGAAAAGAAGUUAAUGUAG
Papaver somniferum (opium poppy) is the source of this 1170-nucleotide messenger RNA. RefSeq lists its product as uncharacterized. The record is from RefSeq and is a predicted model, not a curated record. Gene Ontology annotation, molecular function: RNA-DNA hybrid ribonuclease activity; nucleic acid binding. Lineage: Eukaryota; Viridiplantae; Streptophyta; Magnoliopsida; Ranunculales; Papaveraceae. The coding region runs from base 1 to 1170 and encodes 389 amino acids. The transcript has a single exon.